Malania oleifera is the source of this 1290-nucleotide messenger RNA. Its product is annotated as zinc finger BED domain-containing protein RICESLEEPER 2-like. Gene Ontology annotation, molecular function: DNA binding. Bases 1 to 1290 code for a protein of 429 amino acids. The transcript is spliced from 3 exons. The record is from RefSeq and is a predicted model, not a curated record. Lineage: Eukaryota; Viridiplantae; Streptophyta; Magnoliopsida; Santalales; Ximeniaceae.
AUGGCACACGGCACAUGCCUUCGGCCGUCCUUCAGGCUUCAUGCUUCAGUUCAGGCUUCAGCAAUUCUCAAUAAAUCUGAAAAGAACAGUUCUUCUAUCAAUGAUGGCACUAGCAAAAAGAGACAACGUAGAAAGACAUCAGUUGCUUGGGAUGAAUUUUAUUUGUUACCUAUAGAUGUUGAUGGAAAACAGAAGGCAAAAUGUAAAAAAUGUGGGGCUGAAUAUGUUACUAAUGCUUCAACCCAUGGGACGGCAAAUUUAAGACGCCACAUUAAUAAUUGUCCAUUACGUGAUAAUUAUGAUAUGAAGCAGAUGCAUAUGGAUUAUGGAACCAAACUUCAUGCGAAAAAAAUUGAGCAAGAUGUUUAUCGUGAGAAGAUGGCAAUUGCCGUAAUCAAACAUUGUUAUCCUUUUUCAUGGGUUGAGCAUGAAGGAAAUCGAGAUGUGCAUAAAUAUCUUAAUCCUGAUGUUAAACCAAUUUCUAGGAACACUGUUAAAGUUGAUGUAUUGAAAAUACAUAAAAGGGAGAAGGAGAAACUUAAACUUACACUACAGAGUGCUUUUGGUAGAGUGUAUUUGACUUCUGAUUGUUGGUCUUCUCCUACAACUGAAGGAUAUUUGUGCAUUACAGUUCAUUUUGUGGAUGAAAAUUGGAGUAUUGAUAGGAAGAUAUUUUCCAUCACAUUAAAAAAUGCAACUGCUAAUGAUAGUAUGCAAGAUAUUCUUUCAAGUCAAUUGUCUUUGCAAGCACCUUUAGUAAGUGGCGGUGAAUAUUUUCAUGUAAGGUGUUAUGCUCAUAUUUUGAAUCUUAUUGUUCAAGAAGGCUUAAAAGUGAUUGAACGUGUUGUGUAUAACAUUAGAGAAAGUGUCAAGUACAUAAAGGGUUCAGAAGGUAGAAAACUUAAGUUUGAAGAGUGCAUUAAACAAGUUGGUAUACUUGCUUCAAUCAGUUUGCGCUUGGAUGUACCAACUAGGUGGAAUUCAACUUUCAUGAUGAUAGAAAGUGCACUCAUAUAUCGACGGGCUUUAAUUCAUUAUGUUUUACUUGAUGCAAAUUAUAAGUAUUGUCCGUCAAAUGAAGAGUGGAAUAGAGCUGAGGUCAUUUGCAAUUUCUUGAAGCCAUUUUACGACAUGACAAAACUCUUCUCGGGUUCGGAUUAUCCUACAUCUAAUUUGUAUUUUUCAAAUAUAUGGAAAAUUCAAUUGCAUUUACUUGAAACAAUGGAAAAUCCGGAUUGCAUUGUUAAUGGUAUGGCUGCAAAAAUGAAAGAGAAGUUCGAUAAAUAUUAG